Molecule: messenger RNA, 1918 nt
Organism: Mirounga angustirostris (Northern elephant seal)
Lineage: Eukaryota; Metazoa; Chordata; Mammalia; Carnivora; Phocidae
Gene: RAMP3
Product: receptor activity modifying protein 3
Exons: 3
Coding region: 104-553 (149 amino acids)
Biological process (GO): intracellular protein transport; regulation of G protein-coupled receptor signaling pathway; calcium ion transport
Cellular component (GO): membrane; signaling receptor complex; cell surface
Molecular function (GO): coreceptor activity
Source: RefSeq, a predicted model, not a curated record
GGGAGGGCGCAGUCUAGGGGCGGGCUCUCCGCGGCCCCACCCUCGACCGCGUCCCCCCCGGCGCCCCCCGCGCACCCGGCCGGGACCGAGCCUACCGCGCGCCAUGGAGACGCGAGAGCGGCGGCGCCCGCAGGCUCGGCUGCUGCUGAUGUUGCUGCUCUGCGGUGGGUGUCCCCGAGUGGGUGGCUGCAACGAGACUCGCAUGCUGGAGAAGCUGCCCCUCUGCGGGAAGGCCUUCGCCGACAUGAUGCACAAGGUGGACGUCUGGAAGUGGUGCAACCUGUCCGAGUUCAUCGUGUACUACGAGACCUUCACCAACUGCACCGAGGUGGAGACCAACGUGGUGGGCUGCUACUGGCCCAACCCCCUGGCGCAGGGGUUCAUCAGCGGCGUCCACAGGCAGUUCUUCGCCAACUGCACCGUGGACAGGACGCACUGGGAGGACCCCCCGGACGAGGUUCUCAUCCCGCUCAUCGCUGUGCCGGUCCUGCUGACCGUGGCCAUGGCCGGCCUGGUGGUAUGGCGCAGCAAGCGCCCUGACCAGCUGCUGUGAGGCUCGGCGGUCGGAGGGGCCGCGCCUGGAGAGAGGGAAGGCCGGGCGGGGGGCUGGGGAGCCGCCCAGGACCCAGACCCGGACCCGGCGGUCGUGGGCAGGCGUCACCAGGCCCCGCAGCUCGCUGCAGUCAUGCUGCUCACCCAGGCUCUUCCUCUUUCUUGGGCUGGGGAAGAAAACGCACCAAGCCCGGAGCCCGAAUCACUGCUGCUGUGCCCGCUGCCCAGGCUGGGUGUCCAGGCCAUUCCUUUGCAGAGCCCUGCCUGGCCCUGGCCGGGCCUCCUGCCCUCACCCUGCCCGCUCCCUGGCUCUGACUCCACCUCCCAACCCGACCCCACCCCCUGCCCUGACCCCACCCCUAUCCCGCCCCCGCCCCCUGUCCUGACUCCACCCCCUGUCUGAUUCUGACACCACCUCCCAACCUGACCCCACCCCCUGCCUGGCUCUGACUCCACCUCCCAGCCGACCCCACCCCCUGCCCUGACCCCACCCCUAUCCCGCCCCCGCCCCCUGUCCUGACUCCACCCCCUGUCUGAUUCUGACACCACCUCCCAACCUGACCCCACCCCCUGCCUGGCUCUGACUCCACCUCCCAGCCCGACCCCACCCCCUGCCUGGCUCUGACUCCACCUCCCAACCCGACCCCACCCCCUGCCCUGACCCCACCCCUAUCCCGACCCCACCCCCUGCCCUGACCCCACCCCUGGCCUGACUGACUCCACCUCCCAACCCGACCCCACCCCCUGCCCUGACCCCACCCCUAUCCCGCCCCCGCCCCCUGUCCUGACUCCACCCCCUGUCUGAUUCUGACACCACCUCCCAACCUGACCCCACCCCCUGCCUGGCUCUGACUCCACCUCCCAGCCCGACCCCACCCCCUGCCUGGCUCUGACUCCACCUCCCAACCCGACCCCACCCCCUGCCCUGACCCCACCCCUGGCCUGACUGACUCCACCUCCCAACCCGACCCCACCCCCUGCCCUGACCCCACCCCUAUCCCGACCCCACCCCCUGCCCUGACCCCACCCCUGGCCUGACUGACUCCACCUCCCAACCCGACCCCACCCCCUGCCCUGACCCCACCCCUAUCCCGCCCCCGCCCCCUGUCCUGACUCCACCCCCUGUCUGAUUCUGACACCACCUCCCAACCUGACCCCACCCCCUGCCUGGCUCUGACUCCACCUCCCAGCCCGACCCCACCCCCUGCCUGGCUCUGACUCCACCUCCCAACCCGACCCCACCCCCUGCCCUGACCCCACCCCUGGCCUGACUGACUCCACCUCCCAACCCGACCCCACCCCCUGCCCUGACUCCACCCCCUGCCUGGUUCUGACUCCACCUCCCAACCCAACCCCACCCCCUGCC